CAGAGCCAGCAGCUUCUCAGAGGCCAAAGUGAAACAGCUCUUUUUAAGAUGAAUAACGUAGAUUAUGAGCGCUUGGAUAGUCUGGAGGGCUGGGUGGCCGUUAAAAGCAACAUAUUUGAAGAAACGGAGACGUUUAAGCUGGGCUUUAUCGUACAGUGGAAUGUCAUCGAGUGUAAAUUCGCUGUCACCUGCCAUAAUCGGACGUUACAACGACAGAAACGCAAAGCCGAAGUUGUCGUCGGCGACCCUCCGAUGAGCUGGGCUGGACUCUUCUCCGUGAGCGAUCUGAAACACAUCCAUCAACAGUUUUCAUGUGUGGCAGACGUCCUGGGAGCCUGUUUCCCAGAUUUGUCAGAGUUUGAAGAGGGCAACAUUUGGGACUUGCUCUUUCUGAAUCGGCGGUCGGGUGCCGAAGACGACGAUGACAGGGAUUUUGAUUCACCGUGUAGGAAACUGGAAAAAUAUUUCAGCACAGCCAUUGAUAUCUGUGGACGGAAAAUUGUUCUCGAUACGUUAUUCACCCAGGAUGAGCGGGAUGUUGAGGAAUACUUUGAAAAUCUGCAGGAGUUCAAGAGGAAGACCAUGCAGGAGGAGAUGUCUAGGGCCAAGGGACACCUGCGACAGCUGCUGCAGAGUCAUGGCAGCGCAGACCGAAUGGUUGUGCUACUCAGCAUCUAUGAGGAAGAAGACGAGUCCUACCAAGACCUGGUCACUGUGGCCACCACCUUCUUCCAGUAUCUGCUGCAGCCUUUCAGGGACAUGAGAGAGCUGGCCUGCCUCUACAAGAUGGAGAUCCUGAAGUCUUUGGAGUUUGAGGACUUGGGUCCUAAGAGAAUUGCAGCUCUGGAGAAGGAGGCGGAGGAGUGGAGAAUGAAAGCAGAAGAUGCAGUCGCCUCAAUUCAGGACAUCACUGUCACCUACUUUACGCAGACUUCAAAGGCUCUGGCUGGUAUAAGUUGCUGUGUUGCUGCUUAUUUGCGUAUGUUAAAGCAGAUGGAGGAGGAUAAGUGUCGCUUUGGACCGGCUGCCUGGGCGUCUGCAGCUCCCCGGCUGGAGAAACUACGCUUCUUAUUGGCCAAAGAAACCCUGCAGCACAUGAGAGCUACAGAGAUGUGCCUCAACCGCAAGAAAGACAGCAUCAGAGAGAGGCUGGGCAGCCUGUCUGGCGGAGUCCAGAGCCAGAGAGCUGAUUCUGGGUCUGCGUCUGAGGAUGGCCAGCAGCAGGACACAGUGGACCAGCUGGAGCUGCAGUUCUAUGAAACCCAACUAGAACUGUACGACACCAAGUUUGAGGUCCUGAAGAAUGAGGAGCAGCUGCUGGUGGCUCAGAUAGACACGGUGCGACGGCAGAUUAAAGAACUGAAGGAGGAGGUGGUUUACUAUGAUGUGUGUGAAGAUCCAGAGGAGCUGCAGAGCAUGGUCCACACAGGUAUCCAACAAGCAGACUCUCCGGCCGUCAGUCAACUCAAAAGACGCCUACAGACCUUGGAGACCAAGAGAGGCAACAUCUGUGCCCGGCGAGCUUAUCUCCGUAACAAAAAGGAUCAGUGCAUGGACGCCCAAGAACAGAAGCAGCUGGCAGCCAAGCAGAGCUCCAAAGUCUUCAACCAGCAUCAUCAAGUCCGCCUGAAACGAGAGAAGAGGAAAGAAGAGGAGCAGAGGAGAAAACUGUGGGUGGACCAGGAGCGAGAGAAGACUCUGAGCAGAUUACGAUCCUUCAGAGAGAAGCGACAGGGCCAGUACAUCCUGAAAACUCCUCAGUCCAGGAUGUCUCCUUCAGAAGUCCCGUGUCCCUCCCAGCCGCUGUCCAUCAUCAGCCUCGGCCCCUCUCCCUCCUCUGAAGGACCCCCCCCCUCCGUCCGUUCUGCACCCCGACGCAACAAAGCACCCAAGAAACAGCAGCCUAAAGACAUCCCUGUUCAGAUCUAUUCCCCACCGCCGCCUCCAACAACAAAUAUCCCUUCUGCACCUCCUCCUCCGCCCCCUCCACCACCACCACCACCACCUCCACCACUCCCCCCUGCUGUACCUCCUCCAACUCCCCAAGCUUCCUCUGAGGACACACCAAUGCCUCUCAGUGAAAAAGAGGACCCUCCUUUCCCAGCCAAGAACAUGCUCAAACAAAAUAUAGGAACAAUGGAUGAAGUUUUGGCCUCACUGCAGCGUGGACAGAUUCAGCUUCGAAAGGUCCCCGCUCCCAGAACAGCGCCCCCUGCUGCUGACCCGAGGAGCAGUCUGAUGUCCGCCAUCCGACAGGGAGUCACCCUGAAGAAGGUGGUUCCUGCACGUGCAGAGGUCCUAAGCAGCGGAGACAACGAGCUGGAGCGCAGCAUCAAAGCUGCCAUGAUGAGGAUGAAGAAGGUGGCAGCCGACUCUGAUGAGGACGACAGGGGAGAUGACGAGACACACAGUGGAGACUGGGACAGCUGAGCACACGCACUCACUCACACACACACACACACACACACACACACACACACACACACACACACACACUCACACACAUAUACCGAUGAAGCUGUUCUCUUAUAUUGUCCCUGUUCUGUUUUAUCCAGCUUAUGUUGCUGCCAAAUUUUCACCAGAAAGCUUCUUUGACAGUGGGAGGAUUACGCCUCUUCUGACAUAAACAUUGCAGGUUGUUGAAGUUGUCACACAGUAAUCAUAUUUGUUUUUUAAAUAGCCCUGAUACGUUGAAAUACAUUAAAAACUGCUUAAAUCCAACUAGCCAGCAAAUGGCAGAGUCAGGAUUUAGCAGUUGGUUUGCAGAAAUCUCAAACUGAGCGAAGGAGGUGUUGUGCUACAACAUUCAUUAGGGAGAAAAGCUGAGCAAUAGCACUGUAGUACAGUGUGUGAAUGAUUGAAUUUCUGAAGGCCUUUUGUGAGACUGUCACACAGCAUGGGAAGCCUGUGCCACAGGCUCACACAACUACACUACACAACUCCACCAUCACAAAAACUCUCACAUUUGUCUCACAUUGCCGAGUCUUAACUCGGCUACUUCUGUUAUUUUGAAUGUAAUUACAACCGAACAACUGUUUUCUAACUUGACUUUACCCCUAAGGGCUACCGCAAAUUGACUUUUGUAGUUUUUGCGUUUUAUUACUAAACAAAGCAAGAGUUAUGUUCUGAAGUGCAGUGUUAAUUAUUUACAGCCUACAUGUCUGUGUGUGUUAGAGGCCGUUUGAUGCACUGUCCUGUCCUUUUUCUUUUUGUGUAAGAAAAGUGUGAAUGUGUUAGGCUUUAUUUCAGUGCAAUUUAUACAUGAUUUGUUAUUUCUUCAUCUCUGAUGCCAUAACAAAUGAAUUGACAAAGAAUGAAUGCUAGAUUCAUGUUUUGUAACUACGUCCUUCUAAUGAUGGAAAAAAGCUUGCUCACAGGUUAUUGUUACUGUUUAGGGCAAUCUCCAUACUUAUACUUAUGACCUUUGAACCUGUGACAGAGCACUUGACUUACCUGAACCUCUCAAAAAGACAAAGUUAUAAUGUAUUAUGCACAAAAUACAUGGGUUCAAGGAGAAAUUACUAAUUAUUGCACUUCUUUAAAACUUCUUUUUCUGCAAAGAUAUGAAACUUAUUCCAGUGUGUUACAGACGAGCUGUGGGCUGAUGACGGGUGAGGCUGAAACACACUUGUACUGCUGUGUUUUAAUAAUAAAUGUAAUGACAUGUAAGAUCAUAAACAUGAACUGUGGGCGAUUUCUUUUUCAUUCAAACUUCGUUGGUCUGAGAGCU
Messenger RNA from Seriola dumerili (greater amberjack), 3730 nucleotides. It is a transcript of the gene whamm, whose product is annotated as WAS protein homolog associated with actin, golgi membranes and microtubules. Gene Ontology annotation, molecular function: actin binding; Arp2/3 complex binding. The record is from RefSeq and is a predicted model, not a curated record. The coding region runs from base 49 to 2430 and encodes 793 amino acids. Gene Ontology annotation, biological process: endoplasmic reticulum to Golgi vesicle-mediated transport; Arp2/3 complex-mediated actin nucleation. Gene Ontology annotation, cellular component: endoplasmic reticulum-Golgi intermediate compartment membrane; cytoplasm. The transcript is spliced from 11 exons. NCBI's taxonomy places the organism in Eukaryota, Metazoa, Chordata, Actinopteri, Carangiformes, Carangidae.